UGCGUGCGUGCGUGCGUGUCUGUGUUUGUGCGUGUGCUUCAGAUCCAGGGCCUGGAGUGGAUGGUGUCCCUGUACAACAACAACCUGAACGGCAUCCUGGCGGAUGAGAUGGGUCUGGGCAAGACCAUCCAGACCAUCGCCCUCAUCACCUACCUGAUGGAGCUCAAGAGGCUCAACGGGCCCUACCUCAUCAUCGUGCCCCUCUCAACUCUAUCCAACUGGACGUAUGAACUUGACAAGUGGGCGCCAACCAUUGUCAAAAUUGCAUACAAGGGCACACCCUCCCUGCGCCGCGGCCUGCUGCCUCAACUGCGCAGCGGCAAGUUUAAUGUGCUGCUGACCACCUACGAAUACAUCAUCAAGGACAAGCAAAUCCUGGCCAAGAUCCGCUGGAAGUACAUGAUCGUGGACGAGGGCCACCGCAUGAAGAACCACCACUGCAAGCUGACUCAGGUGCUGAACACGCACUACGUGGCUCCGCGCCGCCUGCUGCUGACCGGCACGCCGCUGCAGAACAAGCUGCCCGAGCUCUGGGCCCUGCUCAACUUCCUGCUGCCCACCAUCUUCAAGAGCUGCAGCACCUUCGAGCAGUGGUUCAACGCCCCCUUCGCCAUGACCGGGGAGAGGGUGGACUUGAAUGAGGAGGAGACCAUUCUGAUCAUCCGGCGCCUCCACAAG
Molecule: messenger RNA, 678 nt
Organism: Engraulis encrasicolus (European anchovy)
Lineage: Eukaryota; Metazoa; Chordata; Actinopteri; Clupeiformes; Engraulidae
Product: probable global transcription activator SNF2L2
Exons: 5
Biological process (GO): positive regulation of transcription by RNA polymerase II
Cellular component (GO): nucleus
Molecular function (GO): ATP-dependent chromatin remodeler activity; DNA binding; ATP binding
Source: RefSeq, a predicted model, not a curated record